UUCUUGUGUUUGUUCGUCAAGACAACGUUUUUAGUUCAACCAGGAGUCCUCACCAAAAAUGCAUUUGAAAGAGAUGAUAGUAUAUUUCGUUGUAAUGAACAUUUUAAUUCUAAUAAUCUUAGUAUGCAAACGAGAAAAAUAUGAGAAACAAUAUUAUAAUUAUGAUAUUGAUCACCGACACGUGAAAAAGUGGAAGGAACGUCUAUUAAAGUACCCGGAGAUGGACUUGUCAUGCCACGAGACGAGAAAGGGGGACAAACUACAGAUACUGAACGCAAGUUUGAUACGAGAAAACUCCAUAUUUUUCAUAGAAACGUCUUGCAUGGGCUAUUUGUCAUCCCGCCUCGCUUGCUCUGUGGAGUCCGCUGCAAGAGCCAACAAGGACCGUCAAGUAUUCGUCCUAUUCUCGUCAUCUGUGUCAGCAGCCACGCUGAACAGCACAUCUAUACUCCGUACUCUGCAACGCUCCUACAAAAAUUUGAAGUUUGUGCGAGUUUUAAUCAAAGAUUUAGUUAAAAAUACGCCGAUACACAGCUUCGUACACAAACUGAACAAAUUCCAAUUGGAUAAACGUACGCCGCGGAUCCUAAAGUUUUUGUUAUUGUACAAAUUUGGUGGGAUUUAUUUGAGUUUUGACGUCAUUGUGGCGAAAAGGUUUGACCUGUGUGACACUUGGUUCGUUAAGGAUACGCCGCAGACUUAUUCAGUAGAUAUGUUUGCGUUCUCAAGAAGUAAGGUUGGCAAGAAACUAGCUGAGGCAGCUCUGAGGUUACUAGUGGAGCCUCUCGUAUCGCUAGAAGAAAAUUGGAGCUACGACACUACGUCCAUCAUUUCACAGAUAGUAGUCUUGAAUACUUUCGGAAUUAAUGCUACCUCUUGCAAAGAAUUAGGCUUCGAAGUUUACGAGCCAGAUAAAUUCUACCCAUUGAACUUCUACGAAAGAGAUGCGUACUUCUGGGUCGGGGAACAAAAAGUGAUGAAGAAAAAAGACGUUUAUACCUACCAUACUUACUAUCGGUUCACUAAACACCGUAUACUGACAUCGAUGUCAUUUUACGGGAAAAUAGCGCAGCUCUAUUGCCCCGUAACGUUUAAAUAUUACAAUAAGAAUUUUGGUUCAUAAUAUGUAUAUUAGAUC
Messenger RNA from Spodoptera frugiperda (fall armyworm), 1138 nucleotides. RefSeq names its product lactosylceramide 4-alpha-galactosyltransferase. Bases 59 to 1123 code for a protein of 354 amino acids. The record is from RefSeq and is a predicted model, not a curated record. Gene Ontology annotation, molecular function: hexosyltransferase activity. Lineage: Eukaryota; Metazoa; Arthropoda; Insecta; Lepidoptera; Noctuidae. The transcript is spliced from 3 exons. Gene Ontology annotation, biological process: glycosphingolipid biosynthetic process.